AUGUAUGACAAUACAAUCCUGAAGAAACCCUGUUGUUUGAAUCUUGAUAAACUUCUUGAGGAUUUUUCACAGAUAGAGAAGAAAUUUGCAGAGAUUAAUGGAAAGAAUAACCUGCUUGAAAUCCAGCUGGAGAAAUGGAGUCGAAUGUGGAAAAUUAGUCAGACAAAACAGUUGAGCUUCAGACAAGAGUACACCGCAUUACAAGGGGUCAUCAAGGGUCUGCAAGAAACUAUUGAGUUACAAUGUAACAUGAGAGAUGAAAAUGGUAACCUUAAGAAGAAAAUAAGUACCUUAGAAGGAAAGCUUCAAGAUGUUACAGAGGUGCCUGUAGAAACAAUAGGAUCACCUGAUGAACGAGCAGAUACAUGGGCAGAGAUUCUUGUUUACAUCUGGGAACUGAGGAUCAUAGUUGAGGAUUUGAGUUUAUCCAACAAAAUGCUCAAGCAUGUGCAAUGUCGAAUGCCAGAGCGUGUUGUAGUGGCGAGUCAUUCUAUAGCUGCAGAUCCAGGAGAAAGUUCCUCGCCACAUAAUGAAGUGCUUGGACAGUCCCCUGGACUUUGCCACACCUUGCGCAAGCCAGUUUUGCACAAGACAAUGUUUUUGUCUUCCGGCAGCGAAGAGAAAAACUGCCAGACGGGAGAUACUCACGCAGGGGUAGAGGCAGCUGAGCUGGACUUGGCUCUGGCACAUUUUAGGGCUAACCCACCCAUAACAUCAGCGUCAUCACCAGAUCCCAAAGCAGACGUGGCCCUGGCUGAUCUUUGUGAGGAGUAUAAGAAAAAUAUAGACUCGCUAAUGGAUAACAUGAGAACUAAGGAAGGAAAUUACAAGACUCAGAUACAGAAGAUCCAGCGUGAAAUGGAGGAGAAUUUAUUGAUAAAAGAAGAAGAGAAACACAGUCUGCUGUCUACAAAGGAGAAGGAAAUAUCGGAUCUCUGGAUACAGCUGCGAAAUCAGGAGAAAGAGAAGCAAAGUGAGAUGAUCAGACAGCAAAUAGAGUUUAAUGCCAAAUUAGCAAGCAUCCAGAGCAGAAAUUGCAAAUCAUACCCAGAUACCAACAGUUUACAUCAGAAUAUCUACAGAACGAAAUUACAGCAUUUGCAAGAAGAAAAGAACAAGGAAAUUGAAAGUCUCCGCAACACUAUUAAAGACUUAGAAAGAAGGCUCAGCUGCGGAUCAGACUCCCGGCUGAAGAGGAAACGUUUCUGA
This is a messenger RNA of Bufo bufo (common toad), 1209 nucleotides long. It is a transcript of the gene CCDC152, whose product is annotated as coiled-coil domain containing 152. The coding region runs from base 1 to 1209 and encodes 402 amino acids. The transcript is spliced from 12 exons. The record is from RefSeq and is a predicted model, not a curated record. NCBI's taxonomy places the organism in Eukaryota, Metazoa, Chordata, Amphibia, Anura, Bufonidae.